This is a messenger RNA of Aureococcus anophagefferens, 753 nucleotides long. RefSeq lists its product as hypothetical. Lineage: Eukaryota; Pelagophyceae; Pelagomonadales; Pelagomonadaceae. The record is from RefSeq and is a predicted model, not a curated record. Gene Ontology annotation, cellular component: membrane. Gene Ontology annotation, biological process: transmembrane transport. Gene Ontology annotation, molecular function: channel activity. Bases 1 to 753 code for a protein of 250 amino acids. The transcript has a single exon.
AUGAUCGACGGCAAGUGCGAGACCAUCGCCACGGCCGCCGACGAGGUCGCGGAGCCCGCCGCGAGCCUCGAGCGCCAGGUCUUUGCCGAGUUCCUCGGCACGGCCUUCCUCGUGUGCACGAUCAUCGGCAGCGGCAUGAUGGGCGACAACCUGUCGCCGGACGACGGCGUCGCGCUCUUGGGCAACACGCUCGCGACGUGGGGCAUCCUCUACGUGCUCAUCACGACGCUCGGCCCCAUCAGCGGCGCGCACUUCAACCCCGUCGUGUCCUGCUGCUUCUGGCUCAAGCGCGAGCUCGGCGGCGCGGCCUUCGCGCUCUUCGUGCCGGCGCAGGUCUUCGGCGCCGUCUUCGGGGCGUUCGUCGCGCACGCCAUGUUCAUGCGCCGCAACGGCGUCUUCGACGGCAAGGACCGCGACAGCGACGGCGAGUUGUUCUCCGAGUUCGUCGCGACCUUCGGCCUGCUGAUGACCAUCUUCGGCGGCAUCCGCGCGAAGAAGGACGUGCCCAUGCUCGUCGGGCUCUACAUCACCGCGGGCUACUGGUUCACGAGCUCGACGUCCUUCGCGAACCCGGCGGUGACCAUCGGCCGCUCCUUCACCGACACCUUCGCGUCCAUCUCGCCCAAGUCGUUCCCGGCGUACUUCGCGGGCCAGGUCCUCGGCCUCCUCUGCGGCCUGCCCGCGUGCGAGUGGCUCUUCUCGCGCAAGGCGCCCCUCGCCGCGCUCGCGACGCUCGCGCGCAAGGAGCUCUGA